Hirsutella rhossiliensis is the source of this 2688-nucleotide messenger RNA. Its product is annotated as DENN (AEX-3) domain-containing protein. The transcript has 2 exons. Gene Ontology annotation, biological process: regulation of Rab protein signal transduction. Gene Ontology annotation, cellular component: cytoplasmic vesicle. NCBI's taxonomy places the organism in Eukaryota, Fungi, Ascomycota, Sordariomycetes, Hypocreales, Ophiocordycipitaceae. The record is from RefSeq and is a predicted model, not a curated record. The coding region runs from base 1 to 2688 and encodes 895 amino acids.
AUGCCUCCCUCUCUCGGCACCUACCCGUCCCUGACUCGCCCUCGGACGGGAGACCGCGACGGCCGUCCAGGCACUCGCGAACAGGGCGCAAACGACAACAUGCUCAUCCCCAGCCGCACCUCGUCGCUACACUCGCGCAUCACACAGCCAAUCCCCUCGACCCUCACCGUAAAAUCCCAGCAACGCACCCCCAAGACCCUCACCCAUGCCUACAUGGUCUGCGGUGUUGGUCGCGAGCCUUCGCAAUGGGUCAAGGCUCCGGCUCCCUCUCAGGGCAAGAUUGGCCACAUGAAGGGCGCCGUCGGUCAGUUUUGGCUGCCUGAGAUUCUCGGCAGCAGCCCUCGCCUGGAGCAGGACAACGAGAUUGCUCGCGCGCUUCAUGCCGCCAUGAGGGCCUGCUUCCCCCAUGACGUCGAGAUUUGCACGGGCCGGGGUCAGCCUCACUGCGUCCACCAUGCCUUUGUCCUCCAGCAAGACUCUUCCCACACCCUCUACGGCAUCUGUCUGCGCGUCUGGUCCCGCGCCGACGACAAGAGGGCCGAGACGAUCCGCGACCUGCGAAAGCGAACCGAGCCCGACUUCUACGACAACGCCGACGAGACGUACUGGAUCCCCUACUGCCUCUCCUUCCUCUCGCGGUAUCCACUGUACAAUCUUCUGGGCGACUAUCUUAGGGGCAUGUGGAUUCACUGGAAUAAGGCCACCAACCUCUUCCACGCCGAAGAGGUGUCGCGCAUCCUGAGCUUCCCGGCUCCGCGUCUCAACGACCUCGUUCGCAUCGACAUGAAGGACUACGCCCUCUGCUAUCAGUUCCCCUCGUCGCCCACCGGCUUCCAGAACUUCGCCCUGUGGCCCCUCUUCACCUGCUUGUCCAUCCCCAACAUUGUGGGAGUUGUCGAGGCGGCCAUCUCUCCCACGCGACGCAUAAUCUUCGUCAGCCACUAUCCGGCCAUGCUGACGGUGGCCGCCGAGACCGUACGCUAUUGUGUGCGUGUUUACGAGUGGAGCGGCUUGUACGUGCCCGUGGUCCACGCGCGCCACGCCCAGGAGCUUGUGCAGGAGCCCGGUCCGUACAUUCUCGGUAUUACCGCCGAGUGCCGCUCGCUCUUCACGGCGCCCACCGAUGCCCUGGUCGUGGAUCUGGAUCGCAACUUCGUCCUCACCUCCAGCCCGCCUACUGCCCUGACGCCCAGUCAGCGAAACAAGUUUGUCACACGACUCACUCAGGCUCUCAACGGUGACGUCACCCCGUCCGGUGUCCCCCAGCACCUGCGUUCUGCCUACGGCGGCGGCAAGCUAGUUCCGGCUGGUCAGAUCAUCGUCAUGCGUGGCGAGGUGGAGUCGAUCCAGGACCCGGAGUGGUGGAAUCAGGACUCGGUCACGGCCGUCAUGGAUCAUGUCUGCGAGAAGAUGGGUCGCAACUCGGGUAUCAAGGCCGUCUUUGGCGGCGCCGUCAAGAAGCCUCUGAUGACCAAGGUGUCAAUGCGGCACCUCAACGAAAUUGUCCGCGAGCGGAAUCAGUACUCCCGUGAUGCCCUUGAGGCCUGGCAGGACUUUAUCAAUCUCAAGGGCCGCAUGGAUACGGAGCUCAGCAAGGUCAACAAGCGAAACAACUACCUUGUGGAAGAGCUCGAGAGCUGGAAGCAGCAGUUCCUCAAGUUCCAAGCUUUUGCCGAGCAGCUCACCAAGGAGACUCAAGACCUUAAGGUCAAGAUUGAGAACCACAAGAGGGAGAACCGUCGCCUGACGGGUCUGCUCGACCAGCAAAAGGACGACAAUGCCCGCAUGUCGGUCCGCCUCACUGGCACUGAGAAGCAGCGCGACGAUGCCCUCGAGGCCCUCGUCCUGCAGCAGGAGAUUGCCGAGGAGCUUGAGCGUGAGCGCAAGAGGAACAAGAAGGAGCUUUCUCAGCUUCACCACACCAACAGCACGAUCCUGCGCCAGCGCGACGAGGCCCGCCGUGUCGUGCUGCACCUGCGCAGCCUUAUUGGCGGCCAGAGCCACCACAUGGAGCAUCUGGUGCGGUCUCUGACGAAGCCCGACGAGCUUACGCAAGAGAUGGCCCAGGAAUUUGAAGCCGAGGAAGGGGAUGCCGACGACGCGACGGUUGACGGCAGUGAAAGCGUGGUCAAGACUUCGCGCAACAGCAAACGGCUCUCUCUGGGCUUCUUCGACGUCGCCGACCGCCACCUCAAGGACAAGACGGACGCCAUCGCCCACAUUGUCCGCAACAUCGCCGAUCAGUGCCAGGCCGCGGUCGAGGGCCUCCAGCUCGCCCAGGAUGCCGAGACGCGAUCUCUCCGUCGGCAGAGCAAUCUGUCUCCCGCCCAGAGCGAUGACGGCAUCGACGACCGGUCCGUGUCCACCAACGAGGCGGGCGAUGACAACCGCCUCCAGGCGGGUCGCCCUUCCAGCAUUCCUCCCACGCCAGACCUGAUUCCCAAUCGCAGCAGCACUGCAAUGUCGUUUGCAUCUGCCACGACGACACCGGAACGGUCCAGCCUGCAAUACGCGGUAGGGGGUGACAUUCCGACCAAGAUAGUCGAGGACGACGAAGAGGUUUUUGAGGAAAGCCGAAGCGAUAACAGCGGCGUCCCUAACGAGACUGGAAUCGUUGCCAAGCAUACGGAGUCAUUGCUCCACCGCCCCUCAGGAGCGAGGAUAAGCGCUCUCGGCGGCCCUCGAUGA